Messenger RNA from Gongylonema pulchrum, 669 nucleotides. NCBI's taxonomy places the organism in Eukaryota, Metazoa, Nematoda, Chromadorea, Rhabditida, Gongylonematidae. The record is from the annotation of a GenBank genome assembly.
AUGACGGUCGCAGUGCUUAAUGAGGAAAAGAAAAGAGAAAGACGAAAAGAAGAAACAGGGAGGGAAACAAUAAAUUUUUCUCUGUUUUUUUCAGUUAAUGUUGGCGAGGACUGUCCGGUUUUUGAUGGUUUAUUCGAAUUUUGUCAGCUUUCGUGUGGCGGAUCAUUGGCAGCUGCCGUAAAACUGAAUAAGCGAAAAGCAGAUAUAGCAAUAAACUGGAUGGGUGGGCUGCAUCAUGCGAAGAAGAGCGAGGCAAGUGGAUUCUGCUACACAAACGAUAUUGUUCUUGGGAUUCUUGAGCUCCUCAAGUAUCACAAAAGAGUACUGUAUGUUGACAUCGAUGUGCAUCACGGCGAUGGCGUGGAAGAGGCAUUUUAUACGACCGAUCGAGUAAUGACGUGCUCCUUUCACAAGUACGGUGAUUUCUUUCCCGGUACUGGCGAACUUAAGGAUGUUGGUGCUGGAAGGGGAAAAUAUUAUGCGGUAAACGUACCGUUAAGAGAUGGCAUCACCGAUGAAUCAUAUCAAAGCAUUUGGGUUCCGGUUAUGAACAAAGUGAUGGAAACAUUCCAGCCGUGUGCCGUAGUUUUACAGAACGGAGCAGAUUCGCUGAAUGGUGAUCGGCUGGGCACUUUUAAUCUCACUCUAAGAGGUAACAAAAACACCUGA